Molecule: messenger RNA, 3202 nt
Organism: Coregonus sp. 'balchen'
Lineage: Eukaryota; Metazoa; Chordata; Actinopteri; Salmoniformes; Salmonidae
Source: the annotation of a GenBank genome assembly
CUUGACAUCACGGAUUAUACGCACUUUUGUUUCCCUGUUGACCUUUUAUGUAGUAUGACAGAGAUAUAGUCGGCAUACUCUUCGGUUUGUUUUAAGAUCUCGCGCUUCUUUAUGUUGGUGUUUUUUUCUUCAUUUUUAAAUGGUACACGAAGAGUUGAGUGCUCGUCUGAACGAUGGCGGGUAUAAGAACUGGCUCAAAGCGGGGUACUGCCUCCUCAAACUGCGGGAGGGGUUGCACUCUUUCACCGAUACUGAAAUGAGAUCGUUCCAUGGAAAUCUAGUCACUAGGAACCCAGGUCUGCGGCGGCCGUGUCAGAGCGGGUGUAGACCCAAAGGGAAUCAGGUGAGAGUCAGAAGUUGUCUUCUGGCACAAUGUCAGUUUGAGUUUACCCCUCCCAAAAUAACCUAAAUCAUUAUAAGAGGAAAAGGUUUAGGGGCUAGUUAGAUCCAGUGUCAAUUUACUCCAGUAGUAGCCUGGACUUCAUGGGUGUAUUCAUUAGUUCAAACAGUUGCAAAACGGAAAACAAAUUCAGGUAGGUCCCUCCCGUUUCGUAACGUUUGCAUCCGUAAGAAACGUUUUGUAAAAUAAUCGGCGUAAUGAAUACGUCCCUGGCUCUCGCGUCUUCUUUUCUGAUAUAAUGGCGUUCGCACUAAUUUAAUGUGCAUGCGGUCACCAACUGUAGUGGUAAUGAACUGAGGAAAAUUUUAAAAACAUUGCGCAAAGGUAAAAUAAAAACAACAUCAUACAAAAUAAAAUAAAUAAAAAUGUAUAAAUCAAGAAACCGAUCCCACUCCUUCAGUCAUAGUCCAAUCCAAUUCACACCCCUACACAGGCUUAGGGGCCUGGGAGGGGAUAAAGUUCAAUCAGUAUUCCCUGCAAUAUUUCAGCUGUUAAUUCCUGAAUACCACAAAACCUUGCAGCCGCAGAUACAAUUAUGUCCAGUUUCUUGACUUCUUGCUCAUUUGGGCAGUACAAUUAAUCACUAUAAUAAAUGCCACAAUCCACCUAAUCCACUAUAUAUGUGUCUGUAUCCUUCAACUGAUGAACAACAUUCUGAAUCUCAACUGGCUGCUGGGCAUCCACUGCCAUGGCUUCCUCAGCUCCACUCACUCCUUCAACAAUUUCCUGCACCUCCGUGUAGGAGACCUGCUGUACAGCCCAGAUCCGUGCUACUUCAAACUCCUUCACCCUAGCAAGGCACUCCAGGAAUUCGGCAACGUGAUUUCCACCACAAUUGCAAUACCGUAAGGUGGGCUCCCGAGUGGCGCAGUGGUCUCAGCGGUCUAAGGCACUGCAUCUCAGUGCUUGAGGCGUCACUACAGACCCCCUUGUUCGAUUCCAGGCUGUAUCACAACCGGCCGUGAUUGGGAGUCCCGUAGGGCGGCGCACAAUUGGCCCAGCGUCGUCCGGGUUUGGCCGGUGUAGGCUGUCAUUGUAAAUAAGAAAUUGUUCUUAACUGACUUGCCUAGUUAAAUAAAGGUAAAAUAAAGCUGUAGAUCAUCACCAAUAUAUUGCUUCUGUUGGCACACACUUGAUACAUGACCAUACCUUUUGCAAUUUCGACACUGCAAAGAUUUAUUCCCAAACACACUCAGUGCGUAUCUUAUGUAUACCAGCUUCCCAUGAAUAGGCAGAUACUGUUCUUCAAACAUCAGUAACACCGAUUGACUUUCCAUCUACUACACGUUUAGGUGACAUGCUCUACCACUCCUGGAAUCUGCUUUGCCAUCAACCAGCACUUCCGCCAUCUCCAGCACUUCCAAGACACUUUCCCACCCCCUAUUAUCCGGCACGUGUGUUGAGUCAGAUUUUCUAUUAUAUUGACAAGAUAGUCGAGUGACUGCUCUAACAAUGAAAGUCGUUGUCCCAAAGGUGGGAAGGCAGGCGGUCUUAUCAGUCUGUUUAUCGUGGACAGAUUUUGACGGGAGUAAACCCUCUCACUUCGCCGCUUCCUCUCUGGUCGAGUCAACAAGACGAGAUUUGGAUUCAUGGUCACGCGAGAUUGAAUGAUGCUUUCUCGUGUGUGUUCCACAGCUGUACUCUGUGUGUGUGGUGUGUGCAGAGUGGAGGACAGCGAUCCUGAGGCACCACACAAACCCCAGCGGGACGGUGAACUGGGGGAACUGCAGUCCCCCACUCUGGAACCAGGACCACUGGGAACUGGCAAAGGUAGUGUGUGUGUGCGAACUAAAACAUUACUGAUUUUAUUGGGUCUGUUAUUGAAAUUGUACUCGCCUUACUUUCAUCUGUUAAUUUAGAUAAUUGACUACUUCUCUCCCCCUCUCCUAUCUUCCUUUGUCUCCCACAGGCCUACAUGCCGCGGGGUCAGGCUGGGGUUAAGGGGGCGGAGCUGUGUGAUGCGUCCGCACUGCUCAACCUCCUCAACUACUGCUCCCACUUCAACUACGUAGACCAGCGCUGUGUCAGAGAGGUAACACAAACACACAUGCACACAGUAUAAACACACGUCACCUGUGUUUGUGUGUGUGUGUUAUGAAUGUGUAUGCGUCUCGUCUAAGGUUAUCAGGUGUAGGAACGAGCUGAUGCACUCCUGUGAGAUGCGAGUAUGUGACCAGUGGAUGAGGCACUACCAGGCCAGCAUACAGCAGCUCUUACGGCAAUUCACACACCUACCAGAAGUGGCAGCAGCCGGACAACAGAUACUAGAGGUGCGUGGGUUUAUAUCAGCUCUCAGAUCUGUGUGUUGUUUCACCUUUGAUCUAUGGAGCUGAAAUGCUAUGUGUGUAUUUAUUUGUGUCCAGAUGCUGGCUGUUGAUUUGUCGGUGUUAGUUCCUGGUGUGGACCGAGUGGACGGGUCCUUGUGGGAGGGGGUGGAGCCUGAGUCUAUCAGCCAAUGGGAAACAGACUUGCUGAGAGAGAGGCUGCAAGAGCUGCUUACUGACACAGACACACAGGUAUUUCUAACCACACUUCUAACCAUUAGUUGUCUGACUGAUUGACUCUGUCUGUCUGACUACUGUGUGACUGACUGUCUGCUGUAUUCUGUAGGACACUGAGGAGUUGCUGAGACUGAGGGAUUUCCUCCUGGCCAAUAGAGACUUGAGUGACCAGUUCUCCUCUGAACUCCAGACCAUCACAUCAAUGGAGACUCAGAGGAGGAGAAGAGGAGAAGGGGAGGAGGAGCGAGAGAAGGGGGAGGUGGGAGGGAAAGGGGGGAAUGAAAAGGAGACACCUGAGUAA